Messenger RNA from Beta vulgaris subsp. vulgaris (sugar beet), 807 nucleotides. RefSeq lists its product as uncharacterized. The record is from RefSeq and is a predicted model, not a curated record. Lineage: Eukaryota; Viridiplantae; Streptophyta; Magnoliopsida; Caryophyllales; Amaranthaceae. The coding region runs from base 1 to 807 and encodes 268 amino acids. The transcript has a single exon.
AUGGAAGCACCCCCUUUCCCAAAGGUUAAGCUUCCUAUAAUAGAUCCUUUUGAUGGAAUCAUUGAUCCUGAUGAUCACUUGUCAGCAUACAAGCACCAAAUGUAUGUUCAGGCAAUGGAUGAUGCUACGUGGUGUAAGAAUUUCCCAGCCACCCUAAAAGGUGUUGCUAAAAAAUGGUUUAACAAUCUUCCCGUUAACUCAGUGAAUAAUUUCACAAAACUUAGCUAUCUUUUCACUAGUCACUUUGUGGUAAAUCGACAAGAACAAAAAAAAGAAUGCACUUGGGGUAAGAUCAUCCAAGGACCGAAGGAAGCUUUGAGAAGUUUUGUUAAGAGAUUCGAUUUGGAGGCAUUCCAGAUUCAGGAUCUCAAUGUUGGGGUGGCCUUUGACGCCUUCAUCAGAGGCUUGAGGCCAGGAAGCUUUAAAUUCGAUCUAGUGAAGAAGAAGAUCACUACUUUAGCUGAGGCUCUUAGAGAUGCUGAAGCAUUCAUUCAUGCUACUGAUGUCUGUGCAGAAGGAAAGCAUUCGGAGACCAAGAAGGUCGAGGAAAAAAUUCAACCAAAGAAAAAUAAUCCUAAGAAGGUCGAAACUUGGGCCCUGACUUCUACGACCACUUCGUCCCGACAAAGCAAAAGAAGAGAGUCUGAAACUCCAACAGUGCCCAUAGCAUUCAGCAAGGAUCAAUACUCCAUUCUUAUGGAGAUUAAAGAUCAACAUAAGCUCAAGGCCCCGGCCGAGAUGAAGAAUCCCUAUAAAAACAGAGAUAAGAGCAAGUAUUUGCCACUUUCACAAAGAUUAUGGCCAUGA